UUGAUUGCAGAUUUGUAACGUCACUUCCGGUAGUCGGAUGAGUUUUUUUUUUCUCCCUUUGUGAGCUAAAUUAGCUCACUUUUUUCACUUGAUAGUGUGUCACCGCGUUACUGAUGUUGUUAACAUUCCUGUAACGAGAAAAAGACAGUGGUGCACUGAGGAAUAACCGAUCAAACAGCCGAUCAUCAGCAGCAGCAUCAUGUCUGCAGAACUGGACCUGUCCCCUCCAGAGGUCCCUGAGCCCACAUUUCUAGAGAGCCUACUGCGCUAUGGGCUGUUUCUGGGAGCCAUCUUCCAGCUCAUCUGCAUCCUGGCGGUCAUUGUCCCCACAUCCAAGGGACGUGAACAGGAGGAGACUGAGUCCACUGAUGGCAAAGCCACUGAACAGAUGAAGAAACCUAAAGGACCAGCACCUCAGAUUCGACAGAAACCAAAGAAAGAGAGCAAAAAGAAGCGAUAGGUGUGUGUGUGUGUGUGUGUGUGUGUGUGUGUGUGUGUGUGUGUGUGUGUGUGUGUGUGUGUGUGUGUGUGUGUGUGUGUGUGUGUGUGUGUGUGUGUGUGUGUGUGUGUGUGUGUGUGGUCAACAUUGGCAGUUACCUAUACAAUUAUGACUACAGGUAUAUGAAACACUAAUGUCAUAUAAAAAAUUACCUUGAAGUGUGUGUCCUUCACAUUCAACACUAAGUAUUACAAAGAGCAAAUUGUCAUAUCGUUAGCUGAUUGUUUAUGCAGCUACAUAUUUUAUUGGGUAUUUGUUUUGAAUGUAUUUACUUUUAUAAUUGAAUAUGAUUGAUUGAAUUGUAUUUGGAUUUCAACAUACAAAUAAAUGCAGUAUGUAAUCAUUUACCUCAGCUGA
Perca flavescens (yellow perch) is the source of this 856-nucleotide messenger RNA. RefSeq names its product mannosidase beta like (gene manbal). The transcript has 3 exons. The record is from RefSeq and is a predicted model, not a curated record. The coding region runs from base 200 to 460 and encodes 86 amino acids. Lineage: Eukaryota; Metazoa; Chordata; Actinopteri; Perciformes; Percidae. Gene Ontology annotation, cellular component: membrane.